Molecule: messenger RNA, 466 nt
Organism: Periconia digitata
Lineage: Eukaryota; Fungi; Ascomycota; Dothideomycetes; Pleosporales; Periconiaceae
Source: the annotation of a GenBank genome assembly
UUGUCCACGGAAUUUGUACGGUCGCGCGAACAUGGCGGGUGAUCACCUAUCCAACGAUGAGUUCUUCACAAAACUCGGAGAUCUUUUCGACACCAAUCGCACAAAAGGCCAUGGCUCAGUAUACCUUACGCAAAAGCGCAUGACAUUCGACACCAACCUUGCUACCCCCGACGCGACCAAAGUAGCUGAUGAUCCGUUAUGGGAUACGCACCCCCAGGAUCCACUACCAAUCAUUGUCCGUGCAUCAAACAACAAGUCGACUAAGCACCCAGGAACGGAUAGAGAAGCUAUCGCGAAGAUCAAGCUGUCAACAGUGGUGCAACCAGAUCAAUUAGAGACAUUCUACGGAAGAUAUGCGGACGUUUGCAAAGCAGGAAUGAGCGGUCUGAAAAAAAGGGACAAGAAGAAGGGAAAGAAAGACAAAAAGAAGAAGAAGAAGGGUGCCGUGGGAGAAACAAAGGGCUGA